This is a messenger RNA of Hermetia illucens (black soldier fly), 4456 nucleotides long. RefSeq names its product protein Wnt-5 (gene Wnt5). The record is from RefSeq and is a predicted model, not a curated record. The transcript has 10 exons. NCBI's taxonomy places the organism in Eukaryota, Metazoa, Arthropoda, Insecta, Diptera, Stratiomyidae. The coding region runs from base 1133 to 3730 and encodes 865 amino acids. Gene Ontology annotation, molecular function: cytokine activity; frizzled binding. Gene Ontology annotation, cellular component: extracellular region. Gene Ontology annotation, biological process: cell fate commitment; neuron differentiation; canonical Wnt signaling pathway.
CAGUCUCAGUUGUUUACUAACAUCACGUGUGGUUGGUUGUGACGUCGCCUCGGCUCCAUGGUAAAGUGGUUGCUGUUCUUCCAUUCAUAGUUCUGUGCCUGUGCUGUGUCCCGCGCGUAGUGAGGAGUGUCGGACCACUGUCCCAAUGUCGCGGUGUUGCGUUUCACGGUGUCUUCACCUGUAGACGUUUGGUGCGCUGCCGAAGAACUUCUUGCAUUUCUCUAAGAGAGCACGGUGCACCGGGAAUGGUUUUUUUGCGUUGAUUCAGGUGCGUCAGAAGAGGCUCUAUUGUGGCGCGGCUAACUGGAUAUUUGACGAGUGACUUCAAAGGGGCCGCAGAAAGGUGCAGGCAACCUCUGCGCUCUGUGAUUACCACCGAUGCCCUCUCGCUUGUGGCCGAUCUGUGUCAAAGCACCUGAAAAUAGUUCACGUUCACCAGGUAGCCAACACUCAUGGGAUUGGUUCUGAAACAGGACUCGCCGCAGACACAGUCCACUUCAAUGAGUGCCGCGCGGAAGAUUCGAAUUUGAAUUGUAGUCCCAUUGUGUGUGCGCGUUUCAGCGGGGUGACGAGGGACCGUUGGGGCAAUUAUUUGAUAAUUAAUCAUCAUUAAGUGCUAUUCACGGAAAUAGGUAUUCGGUGAACAUAGUUCAAGGUGCUGGGCCUAAAAAAAGUGAUGAAUCCUUGUUGAGUGGUGGAGUCGGUGUCACACAUAAAUACUAUACUGAAAUUAAGUGUAGUCGCUCAGUGAAUGGAAAAAGACAGAUGUUUCCUGCUAAAUAAUUAAACUUUUUAAACUUUUUUUCAAGUGCAGUGAAAUUAAUAUAAAUUUAGAAAUAACAAACGAAAGAAUAAGAGCAAUGAAUAUUUUACAUGAUGACAUGGACGAAAAGUUUGUAUAAAAUAAAGGUGGACAGAAUUACACUGACGUGAUGAUAGAUGUACUAAGACAAUACCUUCUUAUCUAAGGAAAAAGAAGAAAAUUCAAAUGAAAAUGGACUUCCAUGAUCAUAUACCAUGAUAUAAUAAGGAGCUGCAUAAGGUGGUACAAUCACGUACUGCACUACAACCUCACGAAUUGGAAAGCUUAGAGCAUUCAGUGAAGAAUAAAUAAUUUCAUUAGCAAUAAAUCAUGGCGGUCUCUAGGAAAUUAUGGAUUCUAAUAAAUCUAAAUUUUUACGCGUGCUUUGCAAUUGGAUUGCAAGGGAUAGCAACGUGGAUAUGCCUGGGCUUAAAGUCACCUUUCAUCGAAUUUAAAGCGGAGAUUGAGGCGCUUUCGAAUACGAGUAUUUUACUGAAUAUUACGAAGGACGAACAGUUUCUGAUGCACGAGCAGGGGCUGAGGAAGUUGGGGACAUUCAUACGGCCUGUUGACAUCAGAAACAGUACAACGGGGUUUGUGAAGUCGAACUUCACAAAAACGGUCCCGGUUAGCAACAGGAAACGCGAUGGGGUGACUUCGAAUCCCAUUGCCGAAGAAAUGGACCAGAAAAAUAUCGAAUUGAUAGAUGACGGUACGGACGAUGAGUUGCUUAAUGCGAUGAAUAGGGACAUGAAGUUCAUAGUACCAAUGGCUUUGAAGAAUCCAGCGCAAGAAGUGAAAAAGGAAGCUCGCACAGAGUUUUCAACAAAUAUUGAUGAUCUGAAGAAUCAUAUUCUGAAGCUACAGAACUUGACUAAAGCAAAUAAGAAUUUUGAAGAUAAGUUUGUUGUGUUUCCGAGCAUACAACGCCAACGAGGUGCACCUCAGAGUGGUGCUACAACAACCUCAACGACUCGUCGUCCUGUGACUUCUGCGAGGCCGAAACAAUAUGAAUCGCCUCCACGCAAGAAAGACUCUCGUCCCUCGACCACAAAAGAUACCCCUGUUGAGCACAUAGCCAUCAUCCCACAAGUUCUUUUACUUAAUGAUCAAACGUCGCAGGAUGACGAUCCGAAUAGUUCGGAACCAGGUGAACGUGAUAAGCCAUACACCAUUCCACAAAACCGUCGGAAUCGUCCCUCAGAUGGCUCGACACCGCUAGGAUCAGGACGGGACCCGCCACGACGCACCUCAAAUCAGCAACGCUCCGGAACUGGCGGUGGUAAACGUAAGAAAAAUCGCCGUAAGCAAAAUUGCAAGAACCCGAACAAGGAGCGAUGCAGGAAACAACGUAGAAGACCCCAGGGCCAAAGGCAGAUGUCUGCGCUGAAUAGCACGUUAAAUACGUUCCCUACCCAGGGCGAUUGGACACGCCAGAACCGGAACGAAUUCAAAUUACUGCGAUCCAUAAGAAGCCAUAAGCGUCGCAACUCGGGCAGCGGCGUAAAAUCCAGCUCUGAUUUAACAACGUAUGAGUUGAGUAGCGGAACUAAUGUUAAAAACGCAACCGCUCCAGUAUGGAAUGUCAACGGCGGCAAUAACAGUUCCUCAUUCACCAGCCAAGAAAAAAUUGACAUUAACCCUAAUUUAUGUUACGAUGUAGAUGGGUUGACGUACGGCCAACGGAGGCUGUGCGUUCUUCACACCAACAUUAUGCCGGCCAUUAGUCGCGGUGCGAGAGCAGCCAUUCAGGAAUGCCAGCACCAACUGAAAAAUCGUCGCUGGAAUUGCAGUACGACUAAUGAUAACACCGUCUUCGGCCCGAUGACUAGCAUAGGGUCUCCGGAGAUGGCUUUUAUCCAUGCUUUAGCUGCAGCGACGGUAACAAGUUUCGUAGCGCGAGCCUGCCGAGAUGGUCAACUGGCGUCCUGCGGGUGUUCGAGGAGUGCCAAGCCCAAGCCACUGCACGACGACUGGAUUUGGGGUGGUUGUGGAGAUGAUCUGGAGUUUGCAUACAAAUUUUCACAAACUUUCAUUGAUAUACGGGAAACUGAACGUAAGCGAGGAGCAAGAGGAUUGAUUUCACUCCCUCCAAAAAGUAAAGGAGGAUCGGAUUCACCAGAAAAUCGCAAUAAUUCUACAGGAGGAGACCUAGGUGCUAAUAAAUUCAAUGGAUCAAACACAACUAGCUUUAAGCCAGAGGACUUGCUAGAAUUGAACGAGAAAAUCACAAAAGAAAUUCUGAAUUCGAAAUUACAUGAAAAAGAAAUGUUAGCACUGAAGGAAAAAAUUAGUCGAGAAAUUCUAAAUUCAAAUAUAUUUGGCGGAGGCCAGCAUGGCACCUAUAAUGAUGAGGGGUACAGUGGUGCAUCAGGAUCAUUUGCAACUAUAUUAGGACGCCCUAGAACUCCCAGUUCAGAAAAGGCUUAUAGUCUUAUGAAUUUGCAUAACAAUGAAGCUGGCCGAAGGGCGGUCAUAAAAAAGACAAGAAUUACAUGCAAAUGUCAUGGUGUAUCCGGAUCAUGCAGUCUAAUAACUUGCUGGCAACAGUUAUCCUCGAUAAGAGAAAUAGGGGAUUAUCUACGGGAAAAGUAUGACGCCGCUACGGAAGUGAAAUUAAACAGAAGAGGACGAUUACAAGUGAAGGAUCUUCGAUAUAAAAUUCCCACCGCUCACGAUUUAGUUUUUAUGGAUGAAAGUCCGGAUUGGUGUCGAAGUAAUCGACAAUUAAAUUGGCCAGGAACUCAUGGCCGUGUUUGUAAUAAAACCUCUGCAGGACUAGACGGUUGCGGAAUCCUAUGCUGCGGGCGAGGCUACAAUACGAAAAAUAUUGUCGUCCGGGAACGAUGCAAUUGCAAAUUCCAUUGGUGUUGUCAAGUUAAAUGCGAAACUUGCGUGAAGGUCCUUGAAGAGCACACUUGUAAAUAGAAUAAACAAUGAACAAUUUUAAGAUAUAUCUAUUUCUUCUACUCACUAAAUCUAAUUGACGGAUUUAAACCACUACAAUUUUAAAGAGGCAUAAUAAAUAUUAUUGUACACUUUUUGACUUAAACUAAACCAAGGAAAGAAACAGAAGCACAAAUUGUAAUAAUAUUUUCUUGAAAAUACUCAGUCCAGCAGUAUUAGUUGAUUUUUUGGAAACCUGCGCACCGGUGUUUCUAAUUCGAGGUUGUUUUACAUUAUUUUAGUACAAAACAUAGUAGUAGUAUGUAAAUGUUUAGAAGGAGCCAGAGAAAGAGGUCCAAGUCUUUUGACGAGCUUGUUUUAUGUUCCAUUACUCACUCACCAAGUCGACAUUCCUUUUGAAUAAGUCCAUAUUUUUCGUUUGAUUUUUUAGCUACGGAUAAGUAAAUUAUUUAUCAUUGUACAUUUUGGGAUUAUUUUGUUUCUAGAUCUAUUAGAUGAAAUGUAAAAUGGAAAUUAGCAUUUAGAGAUGAGAAAAUACAAUCGUUCCCAGAAAAUAAAUCAUUUGGGUAAUUUCUUGUAAAGGAAUUAGCAUUUGACAAUAAAAAUUGAAGUUGAAGGUACCAGAGAAAGAAAAAUGCAAGGUACAAGGCGAAAUUUGUGUAACGUUCUUCUUCUUUGAUUGCCAUUCAGUAUUAAAUCAUUAAGACUUUCUUUUUAUUUUACUGAGAAUGCAAUAAAACAUUAUUA